Molecule: messenger RNA, 3084 nt
Organism: Leishmania braziliensis MHOM/BR/75/M2904
Lineage: Eukaryota; Euglenozoa; Kinetoplastea; Trypanosomatida; Trypanosomatidae
Product: putative protein kinase
Exons: 1
Coding region: 1-3084 (1027 amino acids)
Biological process (GO): peptidyl-threonine phosphorylation; peptidyl-serine phosphorylation
Cellular component (GO): cytoplasm
Molecular function (GO): protein serine/threonine kinase activity; ATP binding; protein tyrosine kinase activity
Source: RefSeq, a predicted model, not a curated record
AUGAGCUCUAAUCAAACGGCCGCAGCGUCUCUGGGGAGCGGUGCGUACACCGCUAGCAAGCGCUCUGCUCGAAACGUGUUACCAGCGAGAUCCGCCGCAACGACUUCUACCGUUACUGACGGCCUGACUUUUAAGGGGGGUGGCGCGGCGGCCAGCCAAACGUCGACCACCACCCGACCCUCGUACCCUGAUGGUGCUACCGCGAACGGCACCAGCCACUACCACCACAGCAGCGGGGUCGAGGACAACGUCAACACCGCUAACGGCAGCAGGGAUGAGCCGAAGAGCAAUACUGGCAGCAGCACCUCCGGCAGUGCUGCUGCGACCACCGAGUCUGUCAUUGAGGAACUCAAGGCUCUCGCCAAGUCGAUGCUGGAGGCGACGAACGCGGCACGGCGCCGCACAAGCUCGAUCGAGCAGCGAAACUCAUACGAGGCUCUCAUGCACGCCAUUGAGAACCGCGUGAAUGCCGAUGCAAGCACCACCACUAGUAACGAGGAUAAAGACGCGACCGCUUUCACCGGCGGCUACACAGGAGCACCCACGACGGUGGCCGCCGCGCCCAAGCACGUUGAUCCCAUUUCGCCUAACGGCGUUUCACAAUUGGAGCGACUCUCGGGACAUCUCAUGGAGCAGCUGACCGACAUUCCAGCCGCGCUAUCGCCCGGGAGCGGUGUGAAGCAGCAGUCGCAGCAACUCCCACCGACACAGCUAAAAAAAUUCGGAAAGGAAGAGUUGGCGGCGGGAGCAGUGAAGACGGACGCGACCGUGCGCGGCAAGCAGGAGCCUGCGGUGUCCUCACAGCAGAAGCAACAUCUGCAGCGUCAGCGUGCGGAUGUGAAGCACCACGCCGAGGUGGAGGAAGUCGGCGCGGAGGAGGCGAAUGAAGAGGGUCCAGACGAAGACAACGGUGCGCAGGUGCAGUCUUUGGCAGUGUUGCGCUCGCAACCGCCAAUAAUGCGACGCCGUACUCCCACUACGGCACUCGAGGCAGACGAGGACGAGGAGGAUGAUGACGGUGCUGCUUACGACGGAGUCAAGACCCAGGUGCUCUUCAAACCGGUCAAUCGUGCCGCGUACCGCGAGGUGGUGGCCUCGACCUGGAAACCGGAGGGCUUGACUCGCCGCAUCAGUGCCACCGGUAGUGGCGGUCGGCAGCACCACAAUAGCAACAGAAGCCGCAGUGCAAGUGAGCUCAAGGACAGUCCCCAUCAUCCAAACUCGGGUGACGACGAUGAUGAGGCGAUUAUGACGGUGGCGACUCGCAACAAGGCAGACAGGACGGCUGGGCAGAAGGCGGUGUCUAUGAAGGUGUAUCGUGUCCCCUCGUUCCCGUACGGCGGUGGUGUGACGGAGAAGCAGGCUCGGCUCCUACAGCGACUGUUCGACGAGUGCAUCCACAACGGCGAGCACCUCAGCUCCAACGCCACUGGACCUGUUCUCAUUACGAAGCGUGAUUUCGACUCGUGCAGGUACGAUGAGGUCCCUGUGGCGAGCGCGCAGCGGGACAUGACAUCCUUCCAGCCAAGGUCGCCCUACGAGUUUGUUGUCGAGGUAGAGCGCGACGUUCUCUUCGACGCUGUCAAAUCCCGCGAGGAGCGUCGCCAUCGCUUUCGGCAGCUUGUGCGCGAAAACCGCGCGCCAGCCACGAUGGGUACGUUUAACCUUCGCGUCAUCAUGGACCCAUUCAAAACUGGCUUUGAGGAGGAGAAAAACUUCCCAAUCGUACCCGGAACCGUCAUUGCUGGUCGCUACGAGAUCAUUCAGAUGUUGGGCAAGGCUACCUUCAGUCGUGCGGUGCGCUGCUACGAUCUACAGGACCCGAUCUACGACGAUGAAGAGGACGAUGGGGAGGAAUACGAGAGCGAUGUCGAUGGCGACGAUGAGCACGGUGACUCUGCCUUGCCGACAGAUAAGGCCGAGGAUGCGGCUUGCACAGACAAGACAGGUGCGACUACCUCCUCUUGCAAGGAGUUGGACGCCGCAACCACGACCAACACUAGUAAGCGACAUCGCAAGGCUGACCCCACCGUGACGACCUCACGACUCGAGUGCGAGCGCAAGCGCAAGAUCCUGGGCUACGGCCAAGUUUGUCUGAAGAUUAUCAACAAUACGAAGGACUUCUUUGACCAGUCACUGGAUGAGAUACGGUUGUUGACACUACUGAACCGCCAGAAGGACCCCGAUGAUGCGCAUAUCGUCCGGCUCAUCGACGCCUUCUACUACAAGGAGCAUAUCAUGCUCGUGACGGAGCUGCUACGCGAAACUUUGUACGACUACGGCAAGUACAACCGAGAGGAGGAGGAGGAAUUCUACUUCACCGUUCCUCGCCUGCGCCUGCUGACGCGGCAGAUUGUCGAGGCGCUAACUUACGUGCACUCCCUCAACCUCAUUCACACUGACCUGAAGCCGGAGAACAUCAUGUUUGUCUCCUACAGCCGCUGCAUCGUCAAGGUGAUUGACUUUGGCAGCAGCUGCUUCCUCAGCGACCACCUCAGCUCCUACAUCCAGAGCCGCAGCUACCGGGCUCCAGAGGUGGUGCUGGGCUGCGACUACGACGGCCGAAUUGACGUGUGGUCGCUUGGCGCGAUUUUGGUAGAGAUGGUCACUGGCGACGUGCUGUUCACCUCGGAUACCGUGCCGGAGAUGCUGGCGCGCAUUGUAUACGUCUGCGGCACGCCGUUCCCGCGGCGGAUGCUGUGGGAAGGUCGCCACACAAGUGACUACAUCAACAAGUUCGGGUGCAUCUAUGAGUACGGCGGCUGCUCAGAUGGGCAGCGGGACCACCCCGAGAAGGGUGACACCGACGAUGGGGAGGAGCCGUACUGCCUUUACACGCCACUCCCGACAAUGGCGCCGCACACAUGCGCAUCUCCGAGAAAAUCACGAGCUGCAGCGACACCGCUGCCGCCACGGACGGAGACGGCCCCGUACAGCGUCUUGCGCGAGAAGCUAGCCGCUGCGAACAUGGUGGAUCCGGAGUUCAUUGCGUUUGUGGAGGCGUGCUUGAUGCUUGACCACAAGAAGAGGCCGACGAGUGCGGAGCUGCUAGAGCAUCCCUUCAUCAGGGAUGUAAAGGUGUGA